GUGUGUGUGUGUGUGUGUGUGUGUGUGAGUAAAUGUGUGAGAGAGAGAGAGUGUGUGUGUGUGUGUGUGUGUGUGAGUAAAUGUGUGAGAGAGAGAGAGUGUGUGUGUGUGUGUGUGUGAGUGAGUGAAUGUGUAAGAGAGAGUGUGUGUGUGUGUGUGUGAGUGAGAGAGAGUGUGUGUGAGUGAGUGAGAGAGAGUGUGUGUGAGUGAGUGUGUGAGAGAGAGUGUGUGUGUGUAUGUGUGUGUAGAGUAAAGUACAGUAUACAGUGGAGUACUGCACCAAUUUAAUAAUAAUAAUAACAACAAUAUCAUCAUCAUGAUUGGAUCUCCAGACCUGCUGGCUUUCACGACAGACACAGAUUUCCUGGAGGAAUCCACAGAGUCACACGGACUUCCAUCCGAUCUCUCAGAUCCUCUGUACCAGCACGCGGACGGCACCUCUCCGUGGUCGAAGCCCUCUGCCGUUAGCUUCACUAAGGAUUUCAUUCUCAUAUCGGAGUUCUCCGAGCAAGUGGGUCCCCAGCCCAUCUUAACCGUCCCGGACCAAACUACGGCGUGCGGAUCGUUCGAUCUGAACCAGUUUGCGCUCAGGAUAAUGUCCGUUGACUACCAGACGACGUUCGCGAGCCCCGCCGGGAGCGUGCAUCCUAAACUGAGCUUCGUGGAAGACUCUAAAGUGGUGCUGGGGGAUUCUCGAGAAGGCGCGUACGCUUACGUGCACCACUUAACGCUGUACGACCUUGAGGCUCGCGGCUUCGUCCGGCCAUUCUGCCUGGCCUACGUGUCCUCCGAGGAGGAAAAAAUCAUGCAGUGUUUCAGACAACUCUCAGCGGAGUUCUCCAAAGCGUCAGAGUGGCUGAAAACCGGGAACAGGAAGAACUUUGCUAACGAGGUGGACAAAAAGCUUUCAGACUUGGAGUAUACUAGAUUAAUACUGCUGAGGGAGAUGAACAGAGACAGGUUGGGUAGAUUAAAAGUUGGCGAGAUUAACGGAACAGAAGCGGAAAUGGAAAAGAACAAUAGCAGGAACGGUGAACUGCUGCUGAACACGAAAGAAGAGGAAUUGAAAGAGAAACAAAGCUUGUCGUUUAUGGAAGUUGACCCGAACAACAGUGCAAGAGGUUUUUAUAAAAGGAGAAAUGAAGCAGAAUGUGACUCGGUUGUUGUGAGCAAUCAAAAUAAAAAUAACAGAUCAGAAAAAGAUCAAGUGGUUGAGCAGCCUAAUAAUGAAACCAAAGAAGGUCAAAGUGCAACUAUCAAGUGGGCUAAUAAAGCGGACGAGCUGGCUCGUGUGGAAAAAGCCAUCCAGGAACACAGAAGUCUUUUAAAACAAAUCACUUCCUACCCAAACAGGAAGCUUAGAGACCCAGAGUUUUUACCGUACGAGCCAGACGACACCUUUCAUUCUCUGGAGUCUGACCUAGACCCCGGCACGCUGUACUUCCGGAGCCCAGAGUCAGUGGAUGAAUGCAGCGAUUACUUACGUGAUCCUUCACACAUUCCGCAACUGGUAAGUCCGAGUGCGUGUCGACAGUUUGACAAGUGUCUGAAGAAUCUGGAUGAGCUGUGCGACACGUACUUCAUGCAGCAAGCAAGGGAACAGCUUCGCUCCAUCGAGAAGAGUUUCCGUGGCGACAAUAGCUCCUUCGUCUCCAAGCAACGGACUCAGAAUUUGCUUCGUCACCUCAAAUCCACCAACUUCCUUUUUGAAGAGCCAUGUGAUCUCGAGGCAGAUACAGGUCAGCAGAUAUCCAGACAACACCCUCGGCUAGCACUGCUACAGAGUGACCCCGUAAGUCUGGACUCUUACACGUCAUGCGUGGAAAUGGUCCCGAUCCGGCUUGAGCUCCAAAGAAAUGGACCUGACUCGGUUCCGACCUCACCAAGCGAUGAAUUGCCUUUGACACCAAACUUCCCAAAUGAAGGGAACUGCAAGAAUGAGGAGGUUCCUGUACCGAUGAAGGACAGCAUAAGCAGUGGAGAGAGUAUCGAGGUGCUAGGAACGGAGAAGUUCUUUAAACCUCAAAGCACUCUUGAUACCACGGAAAUCAUUCAGCAGAAACCGACAUCUAUCCUUUUUGAAGGGCGGAAAAGGAGAGUGGUCACCCGACGGGAGAACAGCGAGGACAGCAUUGAGGUGCUAAGCACUACAGAUUCUAUUAUCCCGGACGAUUUGAGGGCGUCGUACCCUUCAGCUAUCUGUGAGGAGACUCCGGAGCACGAAGAGGAACAGAAUGACUGCGUGAACAGCUCUGAAGAUGUUUUGGUUCCAUGCAAAGACAAACCCCAGAGCUCCCCUAGCUCCCCCAGCACCCCUACAACAGUCAUAAACCCACCAGAUCCCCACAUGACCCUGGACUUGUGUACUUUUGCUGGACUUCCUCUAAGUGAGCCGGGUUCUCUCCAGGACAGGCCGUUCCUGUUCCCACCAGAUGAUUACUCAGACUGCACUAGUUUUCGAAGCCUUGGCUCCACGAGCUCUACAGUGUCUCUCGACCUUUACAGGGAUAAAAGUGCACCCGGGAGUUGGAGAAAGAGAGGCAGGUCAGGACGUGCUGCUGUGAAUUUCCUACGCCAGUUUUCGUUUGCCGUGCACGCCGUGUACAGCCUGCUGAGUGGCCGGACUUUGGUGGUCCUGGGCAGUGAGGAAAGAGUGGUUAGACGCCUGGUCACCGCGCUGACCAUGUACACUCCUCAUCUGGGGAGAAGCCGAGGAAACAUCCAGCCCUGGAUAUCAAGUCCUUUGCAGAUUACUGACCUGCUGACCUGGAAACUCGUCGGCUAUAACAGAUCGGCAUUUCCUCCAUGUCCCAGUAUGCCACCUUGUCUUGCUCGCUUCAGCCGCUACCUCAGCGUACUAGACGUGGACCAGAAGACCUUACGCUGCCCGGCGUAUAAAGGAUCUCUGAUUUGUCCGUUGGUAGAGGCGAGGAUUCAGAGCAUGCAUGGCACCGCCUACUUUCUGUACGCGCAGAGUUUAAUCAGCCAGCUCGUUUCUAGAGCGUUCCUUAUCACAUUCUCUUCAAAGGUCAGGCACGAACACGUCCAUAACGACGAUCUGAAGAUCCUCCGGUACCUUUCAGAGCUGAUUAUGGAACAUGUGACGGGAACCUCGCAGACAGUCCUGCGAUUCAGCUACACCGCGAGCACGGUGUUCAAACACUGACACUAAAACUAAUAAGAGGUUUAUACUGCUGCUAGCCUCGGGAGGUGGGAGGUCUGGGAGAUGAGUUACGCUGGUGGAAUUCACAGUCCACCAUUAUUAGUUAUUCUAAGAAUAUUUAUUUAUUGACUUUAAGCCAGAUCUCAAUAAUCCAAAAACAAGAUGUCAACUUGGAGUUGACCUUUGAGUUGUUGGAUUAUACAAGGUGUGUAAUAUUUAUUUUAACAUUGGCAAAGAUUAGCAAUUAUCUGAUUUCAUUGUUCACUUCUUUUAAGUUAUCUUUCAUUUAAAAAAAAUCUAUUAUUGUUAUACACUUAAACAGUAUUCUGUCCCACUUUUACCGCCCACUAAGGAAACAGUUUAAAUAAUCAGAGUAAUCCUAAAUCCCCAAAUCCACGUCUCCUUGUGAUUAUUUCAUUAAGUGCCAAAACACAUGGACUUGUGCUUGUGUUGUCAAGAAAAGCUCAUAUUGCACACUCCUUGAGAUACUCUACACCCUUCAGAAUUUGUAACACAUUUUGCACUGAUAAUGCACAGAGAUAAUUCACUGAACACAGCUCAGGGGAGGUCAGAUUCUACUCAAAGGAAAAACCACAUUAAUUAGGAACACCUGUACACCUUCAUCCAAACGUCCAGGCAGACGAACAAUGGAUUUCAUCUCAGCACUGUGGUAAAGAGCAUCUAUGUAAGUUACCAUAGACUUCCUGUCAGUUCGAACCCGUCGCCCUGUUCUCUUGUACACUGUCUAGAGAUCAGUACAUGAAAAUCCGAGCAGAUCAGCAGUUUCUGAAAUGCCAGCACCAGCUCAUCUGGCUCAAACAAACCAUGCAAACAAACACAUCACACUUUUUUUUUUUUUCCACACUAGCUGUAUCUGUACCUGCAUGAUGUGCUGCUGCAUGACUGGAUGCAUGAACGCAUAGGCAGGUGUACAAAAGUAAAGAAUUUGCCACUAAUGUGUCCAAUUAUAAAUCACUUAUGAUUUUGAAUAGUUCAUUUAGUUUUGUGUGUAAUGAAAAUGAGUAUAGUUUUAACCCUUCAGUGUUCUGCUCAACCGUUCGGUAGAGCACAUUUUGAGUCACUAUACUUUGAUUAAAAGGUGUUGAAAAGCCGAUUACAUCUCUACUGGUUAUUUAAGUGAUGUUAUUUAGAACAUUCAUACUUUAAAGAUUAACAUUUUAUUUGUCACAUGUACCUUACAGCACACUGAAUUUAUUUUGUCAUUAAUCACAGUUUAGAAAGCUGGGGUCAGAGAGCAGGGUCAGUCAGGAUACAGCGCCCCCUGGAGCUGACAGGGGUAAGGGCCUCGCUCAAAGGGCUCAACACUGCCUACAUGUUAGUGCUGGGGCUCGAACCCCCAACCUUCGAAUCAGUAACCCACAGCCUUAUCUGUUUGAGCCAGCUCUGCCCAUGAAGCAACAUCUCAACCAAUUGGAAGAGGCCAAUCUUGGAGUACUUUUAAAAACAAUAAUGAAUGACUAAACAAACAACAUCCAUUGAUUGAGGUAUUGCCAUUUAUUUC
Messenger RNA from Clarias gariepinus (North African catfish), 4685 nucleotides. RefSeq names its product Smith-Magenis syndrome chromosome region, candidate 8b (gene smcr8b). Lineage: Eukaryota; Metazoa; Chordata; Actinopteri; Siluriformes; Clariidae. Bases 317 to 3166 code for a protein of 949 amino acids. The transcript is spliced from 2 exons. Gene Ontology annotation, cellular component: guanyl-nucleotide exchange factor complex. Gene Ontology annotation, molecular function: GTPase activator activity. The record is from RefSeq and is a predicted model, not a curated record.